AUGUUCGGCGCGGCUCUUGGGGCAUUAAGCCUCUUGUUGCUCGCCAGCGUGGUCACUGCGCAGGGAAAUAGACAAUCAGCGAGCCCAGGCUACGCCGGUAGAGACGCAUGCCCGAUUCGUUGCAGUACCUCAGGGCCUAAUCCAUAUAACUGGUCUGUCUACCACAACCUCGACCAGCUCCAGUCCUGCCAGGAGACCCAAUUUUACAAUUUCAACUUGCAUGACGAGGUCGAUGACGCACAUACCUUCCAUCGCAUCUAUGCCUGUACGUCUUAUGGGCCCGACUGGGCCAACCUGCCAAAAUCGACGGCGGAUGUUGCUGAAGUGCAGUCUGUCAGCGAUGAUGCUCCUUAUGAAAUAGGGUGGUGGUCCGAAGGUGGAAGGCUUGCUUCCUCUGGUAUCUAUUCAUUGUCUAUGCAGUUGCGCCACUACCUGACCAACGGAUACGGGUCUACAAACAAAACAGUGCUGCUGUUUGGCUAUUCGGGUCAAGCCGCCAUCGGCCUCUAUAUUGGCAAAGGCUUGCAAAACGAAGGAGUUAGCUCGUUUGCUCUUAAGGCUUUAGAAGACAGUGUAUUACAGCAGGAGAUUAAGACGUCGAGCAUGGCCAUGCAACUAUGCCAGCCAGGUUAUGAUGCUGAUCACAUCUUUGGUUUCAUGGCCACCAGCAACGGUUCUUUCACCCCUGUACAAAAUGCACUCAAGACUUGGGCCAAAGCGGACUGUCUCUCCUUCACUGAGUCCAAGAACAUCACCGGUCCAGCCCACUUCACCAUCCCCUUAGUUCCUACAACAAACUCAACUGUGCGCGGUAGUAACGCCACCGUAUCCGCCAAAAGCGCGCGCCUAUCGGCCCGAGCAGACUGCAGGACGAUCCAAGUCCAAGCGGGCGAUAGUUGCGGCUCCUUGGCCAAGAAAUGCGGGAUCGCUGACGUCGAUAUAAUCAAAUAUAACUCCGCCACCAACUUCUGUUCGACUCUCAAGCCACUUCAGCAUAUUUGUUGCUCGUCUGGGACCCUCCCUGACUUCACCCCCAAGCCUAACCCAGAUGGAUCAUGUUACGCACAUACAUUUGUGGCCGGCGACAGUUGCUCAAGCGUUGCAGCUGCCAACGGCCUUACAAAUGACGACCUGGAAAAAUUCAACAAGAACACUUGGGCUUGGAAUGGAUGCUCUAACGUUUGGGCCGGUACCAUUGCAUGUAUAAGCACGGGAAGGCCACCCUUUCCAGCUCCUAUGGCCAAUGCCGUAUGCGGUCCGCAGGUGCCAGGAACCUUGGCGCCGACGGACGAUAGUGACAUCGCCGGCCUCAACCCUUGCCCGCUAAAUGCGUGCUGUAAUGUCUGGGGACAGUGUGGCAUCACCAAGGAGUUUUGCGUCAAUACUGGCACUGGUGCACCCGGAACUGCCAAACCCGGUACUAAUGGCUGUAUUUCAAACUGUGGCGUCUCGAUCAUCCGCGGUAACGCGCCUGAGACCUUUAUAAAACUCGGCUAUUUCGAGGGUUAUAGCUUCUCUAGUCGUGACUGUCUCUACCAGGAGGCUCUCCAGAUCGACGCCUCACAAUACACACACUUGCACUUUGCGUUUGGCUCAAUUACGCCUGACUACGAGAUCAACGUUGGUGAUACCAUGACCUCCUACGAGUUUAAUAACUUUAAACUUAUCCGAGGCCCAAAAAGGAUCUUGUCAUUUGGCGGUUGGGAUUUCUCCAAUAGCCCAGAAACUUAUACUAUCCUCCGUCAGGGUGUCACACGCGCCAACAGGCUUAAGUUGGCUACUAACAUUGCUAACUUCAUAAAAGAGCAUGACCUUGAUGGAGUUGAUAUUGACUGGGAGUAUCCAUCAGCCCCCGACAUCCCGGGUAUUCCCCCUGGCUCCAAGGACGAGGGUGCAAACUAUCUAGCCUUCCUUGUCGUCCUAAAAAACUUGCUACAGGGCAAAUCAGUUUCAAUUGCGGCUCCUGCCUCGUACUGGUAUUUAAAGGGUUUCCCCAUCAACCAAAUCGGAAAAAUUGUGGAUUACAUCGUUUACAUGACUUACGACUUGCACGGCCAAUGGGACGCACAGAGCACGUUCGCACAGCCUGGUUGCCCGUCAGGAAUGUGUCUCCGCAGCCACGUCAACCUGACUGAGACGAUUAGCGCUCUGUCUAUGAUUACAAAGGCGGGUGUUCCAUCAAACAAAGUCGUAGUGGGCGUUACUAGCUACGGGCGAUCAUUUGCAAUGGCUGAAGCCGGCUGCCACACCCCGGAGUGCCUGUACACCGGAGGCCCACAGUCCUCAAAUGCUGCAAAAGGCGUAUGCACUCGCACCGCUGGGUAUAUCGCUAACGCAGAGAUUGACGAGAUCCUCAAGGACCCCGGCCGAAUCAACGAGCACUACGUUGAUGGAGCUAGUAAUAGCAAUAUUCUCGUGUAUGAUAAUACCCAAUGGGUUGGUUACAUGAGUGCCGAAAUUAGAGAAUCGCGGACGGCUAUAUACAAGUCGUUCAACAUGGGCGGCACCACCAAUUGGGCCAUCGACUUAGAAUCGUAUAACGACCCCCCUGCCGACUUGGGGAGUUGGGAUAACUUCCUACAGAAACUCAGGCUUGGAGAGGACCCAUACAGAUCCGACAAUCGGGCUGGGAACUGGACUGAGCUGACUUGCAGUGAUCCGGGCGCCGUGGAUCGCCGUUACCUAACUCCAUCACAGCGAUGGGGAAUGCUGGAUUGUCCUCACGCUUGGCAGGACGCGAUCGACAUAUGGAAGAUGUACGACAGACCCCGGGCGAGAGAUGAUACUGCGUUCCUGAGGUCUAUUUCAGACACAUUCAAUGGGCCGGAAAAGGCAGACUGCGGCGUAUUAGGCGGUACGAACUGUAAGACUUCCCUAGUGUGCGACGCGUUCCGUGGGAAAGGAACAGGCGCAGCGGCCUUCUUAAUAUGGAAUUCUUUGGUGGAGGUUCACAAUGUAGGUUUCCAUCGGGUGUCGCCCCCAUAUAUAUCAGCAAUCCAGCUAACAGACGCAAAAUCACCAAUGCAGAUGUACAGCGAGAUCGAUACUGCCCUGCAAAGAGCUACAAACAUUUUAGUAAACCCCGCGCUCGAUGACUUUGAGAACAAGUUCGCACCGGUACCGCCGCCUCCCGACAAUAAGUGGUUGCUUGUCCUGAUAGAUCUAAUCACUCUCGGGACUGCUGGAAUUGGCGGUUUCAUUUUCAAUUCUCCGAAGCCUGCGGGGUAUGACAAUGUAAAGGAUACUACUUUGCUUCUUAUCGGACAAAGUACAACCCUUGCGAAAGACUUGUUUGCGGACCCCAAGGUUGGCUCCUGGACGGGAGCGAAGCAGGAUGAAUUCUCCAACUACUUAGGCGAAACCAUCUAUGCCUGGGGCAACAUCACAUCUGUCACUCUCGAAGACCUUUUCGACGGCAGCGACAAAUCAAUAGCUAUGCUGACAGGUAUCAUCUCCGAUGGCAAGCUCAUUGAUGGAAAAGUUGAUGGUGAUUUUAAACGCCACGAGUCCGGACCCAAGUAUGAUGCUGCUAUUGCGAGAACUAUUUUUGGAUUCGCCAUCCCCGCCAUCUGGACCGCCGCGGGGACGUUCCCUUUUGUCAUCGACUCAGGCUACCCGUGUGGUACAAUCGACCCGCUCGACACUUACCUUUCGGUGGAAACAAUGCAUGCGACAGCCAGCUGUGUUGACGACAAACUGUACUAUCUGGCCUCCCCAAAUGGUGAAGCACAGACCUGCACGAUUACAGGCGUAGGCCAACAAGAAUGCCAUAAUAGUAAGUUCUCGGCGCCGCCAGGGAUCGAGUUUUUGAAUCAUGGGAACUCUUACAAGGGCGUUACUUUGGACGAUCUAAUCAAGGGAUCCGUCAACACAUACAAACAGAACGGUGGCAGAAACGGUGGCAAAGUAGCUGAUCCUGACGACGCUGGGACCCGUGACAAUCUCAUAAGUCAAGACAUCACAACGCCAGGUUUCAUCCGCAUGCCUGUCUGCAGUCCUGACACAGCCUUCAGGACAUGGCUGGGGUUCAACGGUGAGGGUAACACCAGAUUAGAAAAUUACCCGUGCUCCCCACAAUCCACGGGUGACUGUGCAGACUCAACGUUCGAGGACCAGACGAACGUGGGGUCCCCGCUUGUGUCGGAUUGCCUGAUAAUAAUAAAGAACAUUGAGGGAACCAAUGGCCAGUGGACUACUCCAGUCGUCGGCAAGAACCAGCGCCGAAUCGCAGAUUUCGGCACCUGCAGGUUUGGCGUCGAAGCAACUAAAGUGAACGGAAACGUUGGCUUCUACGUUAGCGCACAAGACGUCGUCGAUAUUAUCAAGGCCGUGAUUCAGCAGUUUGCCAAAGAUGGCAGAGUUGCUGCCAAGGGCGACAUGUCGUGUAGGGGGAAUUCCCAUAACCAGAAUGUCAAAUGGGGGAUCUAUUAA
This is a messenger RNA of Microsporum canis CBS 113480, 4431 nucleotides long. RefSeq names its product chitinase. Gene Ontology annotation, biological process: carbohydrate metabolic process. The coding region runs from base 1 to 4431 and encodes 1476 amino acids. Gene Ontology annotation, molecular function: hydrolase activity, hydrolyzing O-glycosyl compounds; chitin binding. NCBI's taxonomy places the organism in Eukaryota, Fungi, Ascomycota, Eurotiomycetes, Onygenales, Arthrodermataceae. The record is from RefSeq and is a predicted model, not a curated record. The transcript is spliced from 8 exons.